UUCCUCUCCCUCUCUCUUUCUCUGACUCUCUCUUUCUCCUUCUUAGAGGCCAAAAGAACUAUUUCUUGUUUCAGAGAAAGCCAGGAGGAAGCAUGGGAAGAUUGGGCUAUGAACCACGGAUCAACCAUUUCAGCCACCCCCACCCCUUGGAGCUCGCAUCUCUGCAACAGUCGCUCACCCUGCCGACGUGCGCCGGCUGUACCUUUCGUGCCUCCGGCUGGGCUUACUCGUGCAAGGCCUGCAACUACACCCUCCACAUCUCCUGCGCCGAGACGCCGCAGCGCAUCCGCCACCCGGCGCACCCCCAACACAGCCUCACCCUCCUCGCCGUCCCCGCCUACAAAGAGGGCUCCUUCAACUGUGACGCGUGCGGCCGCGACGGCACCGGCUUCUCGUACCACUGCGAACCAUGCGGCGUCGACCUGCACAGCUUGUGCGCCUCCAUGCCGCUCUCCGUCAGCCAUGGCGCCCACGAGCACCCCCUCAGCCUCGUCUUCUCCGUUCCUUACGAGAAUAAUGGGUUCUCGUGUGACCUGUGCGGGGGGAUGGGCUCGAACCAGUGGCUCUACCGUUGCGCCAUGUGCGAGUUUGAUGCCCACAUUGGGUGUGCGACGGCGAAGAUGUUGCAGGCUCAGCCAAGCCCGCCGCCAACGCUGCCGCGGCGACACACGGUGCCACGACCGCGAACACUGCAGCAGCAGACCCCUUACUCGGUGGGAGUGGGCAUGGGGGUGAGCAACGGAGUUUGGCAAGGUGGUGUUCCGGUGGGCUACCCGCGGAUGCCGGGAAUGAACCAUGCAGGGAGAGGAAGGGGUAGCGGUGGUCUGAUAACCCAGGUGGUCCGAGGCUUCGUCACCAGCGCGGCGCAGCAGAUAGGACAGAACUUGAUGCAAAAUAUAUUCGAGGGCGGAGGCGGCGAUGGAGGUUCGGCAAUGGACGUAGGAUCUGGAGUCGAUGACUCGUUCUCUGGCUCGGAUGAGUAACCCGAAGAAGCUGUUUAUGAUCAAUCAAUCCUUUCCAAUUGUUACAGAAACGUGAGACUUCUUUCGCACCUCAUUUUCUUCUCCACUUUGAGCUCUCUUUCGUGGUCUCCUCUCGAUCCUGGAUUUACCUGUAAAAAAAGUUCUAUCAUGAAAUGUUGUUCUCGAUUUGGGUCAACGAUCCCAA
Molecule: messenger RNA, 1167 nt
Organism: Musa acuminata AAA Group (dessert banana)
Lineage: Eukaryota; Viridiplantae; Streptophyta; Magnoliopsida; Zingiberales; Musaceae
Product: protein VACUOLELESS GAMETOPHYTES-like
Exons: 1
Coding region: 93-983 (296 amino acids)
Source: RefSeq, a predicted model, not a curated record